Saccharomyces paradoxus is the source of this 777-nucleotide messenger RNA. RefSeq lists its product as uncharacterized. NCBI's taxonomy places the organism in Eukaryota, Fungi, Ascomycota, Saccharomycetes, Saccharomycetales, Saccharomycetaceae. The record is from RefSeq and is a predicted model, not a curated record. The coding region runs from base 1 to 777 and encodes 258 amino acids. The transcript has a single exon.
AUGAAUGGCACGAGGCGUUUAAUAAGUGUCGGACUACCUGUUGCUGUCACUGCUAAGGCAACUUUGGCCCGUGAUGAACAAAGGCCAGGUGUAGAAACAGGACUAGGCUCGAGCGGAAGUGCUAUGGAUGGCCUACUACCCUCGUUGCCCGGCUCAUAUGAUGACGUAGAUGACGACUCGGCGGCUCUUCACGAAUAUAUGAUACUAUCGCGAGAUGGCGCUGGCGCCAUCCGUGCUCCGUCAUUUGUUGAAGAUACCACAAGCGAUGAGGACGACGACGGUGACAUGUCGCGGGACUUAUCCAAAGCUCUAGAUAUGUCAUCAUCGUCAUCCUCCAGCCCGCGCGCCAGAAAUAUGCGGCACCGCAGUUCUGUGAGCACAAUAUCUGCAAUCUUGCACCAAGGAAGUUCUGGCCAGGAAGACACGACUAGAAGCCUCAGUGUUCCUGUAGAACAAGAAAAACCUACUUUACUUGCUAGAGUCUCGAAUAUAUUUUUUAGGAGGAACAGUACACCUAGAGACAAGCAUACACAUUCUGAGCGUCCCGCGAGCCGCUCAGAUCCGGAGAGAUUGGCGGUUACAUCUGCAGCUGCGCAGUCUUUGCGCCGCCAACAGCAACUGGAAGACGCUCAGUACGCUCGAGUAAUCGCAAACUUUCGCACCAUAGGAUGGUGCUCUCCCAGCGAGAUCAAGUCUGUGGAAUAUAAACGGUCUUUAAUCAAUGCGGAGUGGGACGAAAAGAUCUCGCUUUUGUCUCACGCGCAGUGCUAUAAAUAA